Molecule: messenger RNA, 581 nt
Organism: Eupeodes corollae
Lineage: Eukaryota; Metazoa; Arthropoda; Insecta; Diptera; Syrphidae
Gene: SmF
Product: small nuclear ribonucleoprotein F
Exons: 2
Coding region: 212-478 (88 amino acids)
Biological process (GO): spliceosomal snRNP assembly; mRNA splicing, via spliceosome
Cellular component (GO): U1 snRNP; catalytic step 2 spliceosome
Molecular function (GO): RNA binding
Source: RefSeq, a predicted model, not a curated record
GCGAAAACUAACCUUAAAUUAAGAAAUAUUCACAAAUAUUGUAAUCAAAAGCAAAACGAAGGAAAAUAAAAACGUUUAAGCAAAGCAAUCACAAUUUUCUUUAAUUUUAUUACAAUAAUUUUUAUUCGAUUUGGAAAAAAAGAAACACUUGUUUCAUUUAUAAUAAUUUCUAUUCUGUUCGUUGCAAAGUAAGAACAAACAAAACCCAAUCAUGUCUGCUGCUAUGCCCAUUAAUCCAAAACCAUUCCUAAAUGGUUUAACAGGAAAAGCGGUCCUUAUAAAACUAAAGUGGGGACACGAGUACAAAGGAUAUCUGGUCUCCGUUGAUGGCUACAUGAAUAUGCAGCUUGCAAAUACAGAGGAGCACAUCGAUGGACAAGUUACGGGUAAUUUGGGAGAAGUCCUGAUCCGGUGCAAUAAUGUUUUGUACAUAAAGGGUAUGGACGACGACGAUGAAGAAGGUGAAAUGAGAGACUAAAACCAGUGUAGACAUUGCAACCCUAAGUUUACUACGUAGAAUUUAAUUUUAUUUAAACGAGUGUAAAGAUUUAUAUAAAAACAAAAUGAAAUGAAACUUUUAA